AUGGGCAACAACCCUUCCAAAGGCCCAGUUGGCGACGUGCCAUCGGGUCAUAUCCCCAAUGCCGCCGCUGAGCGAAAGGUAGUUCGCCGCACGUCACAAAAUACAAUCCCAACCACCAAGGCUACUGCCGCCGACCCGUCAGCAUCCCGAGAGACCGCCGCCGGUCACUCCGCAGCAUACCAAGGCUCCAUUCAACAACGGCUUCAAUCCCGAAAUCCGCCCGGAUCUCCCAAACCUAUAUCCAGACCUGAGAAGCCUGUAGAAAGGAGGGCCGAUCCGUCACAGAGUAAAGAUAUUGCAUCGCCAGACCACUCAAGCCCAGUACAAGUUCCGAUCUCACGCCAUGCCGCGGGGCGAGAUCCUGUGGCACCUUCGGCUCCGCCGCUCAACUCCUACUAUAGUGCUUCAACCCAUCUGCAACGACCCCCGCGUAUGCCAUUGCCCAUUGCCGAUGCGACCACUAUUCCUGGAUCGCCGAUCAUCGGACCCGAGGAUUCGCAUAUCCAAUCGAUGCCCGCAGACCGGCUUUUAGAUGAACAGAUGAAAGCGUCCCAUCAUAGCAAUGCGACCCUGGAUGGUGACGAGAUGGUGGAUGAACUACAGCCGUUUGGUGUCGGCAAGGCGGUGCCCACGGUUAUCGAGUGGAAUGGGCCUGGUGAGAAGGUCUAUGUUACUGGUACCUUUGUCAAUUGGGAAAAGAAAUUUAAGUUACACAGAAGUGAGACCAAUCCUGAGGUCAUGACCGCAACGUUGAACCUUAGGCCCGGCACACAUCAUCUGAAGUUCCUUAUCGAUGGUGAAAUGCGGGCUUCAGAUAAUCUUCCGACAGCCGUCGACUUCACCAACCACCUGGUGAACUAUAUCGAAAUUAGUGCGGACGAUGCUAAUGACAACUCAUCCGUUUCUUCGGGAGUCCGGCCAUCACAAACCCCCCAGGAUAGUUCCAAGGACCGACAAUCAGAGGAUGCGGAAGACGAGCCCCCGAAGAACGGAGAAGCCGAGGAGGUUGCUCCAGGCGAUUUCGGCAGUGCAAUUCCUCAAUUCCUUGCUGAUUUGGACAAGGACGAAGACAGCCCGGCAUACUUGCAAGCUGCCAAUGUCAUCGGGGACACCCCGACUCCGCCCAGUCUUCCACUAUUCUUGGGCAAAUCGAUUCUCAACACCCUCACCCCGACAAAGGAUGAUAGCAGUGUCCUUAAUUACCCCAACCACACUGUUCUGAACCAUCUCGCCACGAGUAGUAUCAAAAAUGGUGUUCUCGCUACUAGUGUCACGACUAGAUACAAGCGAAAGUAUGUCACAAGUAUUUUGUACAAACCCACCGGCGAUAUUACCGGAGAGUGA
This is a messenger RNA of Penicillium odoratum, 1344 nucleotides long. RefSeq names its product putative Snf1 kinase complex beta-subunit Gal83. Bases 1 to 1344 code for a protein of 447 amino acids. Lineage: Eukaryota; Fungi; Ascomycota; Eurotiomycetes; Eurotiales; Aspergillaceae. Gene Ontology annotation, molecular function: protein kinase binding. The record is from RefSeq and is a predicted model, not a curated record. Gene Ontology annotation, cellular component: nucleus; cytoplasm; nucleotide-activated protein kinase complex. Gene Ontology annotation, biological process: signal transduction. The transcript has 3 exons.